Mesoplodon densirostris (Blainville's beaked whale) is the source of this 5278-nucleotide messenger RNA. It is a transcript of the gene DGKQ, whose product is annotated as diacylglycerol kinase theta. The transcript is spliced from 24 exons. Gene Ontology annotation, biological process: lipid phosphorylation; diacylglycerol metabolic process; intracellular signal transduction. Lineage: Eukaryota; Metazoa; Chordata; Mammalia; Artiodactyla; Ziphiidae. Bases 939 to 3938 code for a protein of 999 amino acids. The record is from RefSeq and is a predicted model, not a curated record. Gene Ontology annotation, molecular function: ATP-dependent diacylglycerol kinase activity.
UUCACAGCGGGGAAGGGUCCGGAAGGCCCGGGGUGGGGUCGCUUUAGGUCGCCCACGAGGUCGGGGUCCAGAGGGAAGGAUGCCAGCCCCUCGGGCUUCCCAAGUGAGAGAUGAUGGGAGGGAGCUCCUCCUGAAAGGAACCCCCCCGUCUGUGAUGAGGACAGGGGCCGGGCGCCUGGGGUUGCUCGCGGCGGGGCAGGGUCCACGCCUCCGAAGAUCCCGCAGACUGAGCCGCCCAUGCACGGCUGGUGGGAGCACACAGGGCAGACAGGCCGUCCCAGCCCCAGAGCCAUCUCCAUAGCCUUCCUCCUCCACCAUGGACGCCCAGACUGGGGCCCAGAGGGCCUGGCUCCUCCCCGGACCUCACCCUGGGACCCCCCACCCCGAGACCCCAAACCCUUCCCCGCCCCUCUGACUCCAGACGGGGCCCCCCUAGGGCAGGGCCUGGCCUCCAGACGCCACUCUGGGGAGCUGGGGCAGUGCCGCACGUUUGCCAGGUCGCCCUGAGCAACCGCGAGCCGUGAGCAGCAUCCCGGUGCCGCGUGGGAGGCGUCCGUCUGCGCAGGCGCGUGCCCGGGCACCGUAGGUGCAAACACCUCGCGCCGGUGUCUGCAGGUCGUGUGCCUGUCUCGUCGGGCCACCAGACCCAUCCACCUGCCCGGCAGGCCGCCGAGCUCGGACCUCGGCCCACCCACUGCUCCGCAGGCCCGCCCCGCUCGUGCCCCGCCCCCAUCCCGCAGGCCCCACCCCGGCCCCGCCCAAGGGCCGUGACCCCGCCCCAGGCCCCGCCCCGCGGAUGCGCGCCUGCGCAGUAACGGCAGGCGCAGUCGGAAGCACGGCGCGGACCGUGGGGCACAGCUGGGGACGGCUGCCCCUCUUGCCCGCAGUGCCGACCCCGCAGUCGUCCUCCACUGGGGCUCGGGCCGCCCUGGCCGGGGAUGGCGGCGGCGGCCGAACCCGGGGCCCGCGCCUGGCUUGGCAGCGGCUCCCCGCGCCAGGGCAGCCCGACCUCCAGCCCGGAGCUGGGCGCCGGAAGCAGCUCGCGGUCGGGGCCGGGGUCCGGGCCGGGGUCGGGGCCGGGGUCCGGGCCGGGGUCGGGGCCGGAGCGGGCGGGCGCUAGGCCCCUGGGCCCCGCCGCGCCGGGUCACAGCUUCAGGAAGGUGACGCUCACCAAGCCCACCUUCUGCCACCUCUGCUCCGAUUUCAUCUGGGGGCUGGCCGGCAUCCUGUGUGACGUCUGCAACUUCAUGUCCCACGAGAAGUGCCUGAAGCACGUGAAGACCCCGUGUACGAGCGUGGCACCCAGCCUGGUCCGCGUCCCGGUGGCCCACUGCUUUGGCCCCCGGGGGCUCUACAAGCGCAGGUUCUGUGCCGUGUGCCGAAAGGGCCUGGAGGCACCCGGGGUUCGCUGCGAAGUGUGUGAGCUGCACGUUCACCCCGACUGUGUGCCCUUCGCCUGCAGCGACUGCCGCCAGUGCCACCAGGACGGGCACCGGGACCACGACACGCACCUCCACCACUGGCGCGAGGGAAAUCUGCCCUCGGGCGCGCGCUGCGAGGUCUGCCGAAAGACUUGCGGCUCGUCCGACGUGCUGGCCGGCGUGCGCUGCGAGUGGUGCGGCGUCCAGGCCCACUCGGUCUGCUCCGCGGCUCUCGCCCCCGAGUGCACUUUCGGGCGCCUGCGCACCAUGGUCCUGCCGCCGGCGUGCGUGCGCCUGCUGUCCCGCAACUUCAGCAAGAUGCACUGCUUUCGGAUCUCCGAGAGCACGGCCCCUGAGCCGGGGGAGGGAGAAGACAGCGUGGACGGAAGCGCCCCCGCCGGCCCAGGAAGAGAGGUGAUGGCACUAGAGUCCAGCAAGCAGACUCUGAAGAUCUUUGACGGCAACGACGCGGUGCAGCGAAACCACUUUCGUGUCAUCACCGUCCCCCGCCUGGCCAAGAGUCAGGAGGUGCUGGAGGUGGCGCUGCGGGCCUACUACAUCACGGAGGACCCUCAGGGCUUCCAGCUGCAGGCGCUCCCUGCACCCGCUCUGACUGGUGACACCGGGGCCUCGGGGAAGGUCUGGAGUGGUGGGACCACCGAGGAGGAAGGCAGUAGAGGCCCAGGGGCCCGAGACGUUCCCAGCAUCACUCGCAUUCCCGAGGCCUGGAUCAUUCGCGCUCUGCCCCGCACCCAGGAGGUCCUGAAGAUCUACCCUGCCUGGCUCAAGGUGGGUGUGGCCUACGUGUCCAUGCGUGUGACCCCGCAGAGCACUGCCCGGACUGUGGUGCUGGAGGUCCUCCCGCUGCUCGGACGCCAGACCGAGGGGCUGAAGAGCUUCCAGCUGGUGGAGGUACUCAUGGGCAGCAGGCAAGUCCAGCGCAUGGUGCUGGCGGACGAGGAGCCCUUGCUUGAUCGGCUUCGUGAGAUCCGGCAGACGUCCCUGCGGCAGAUGAGCCAGACGCGGUUCUAUGUGGCUGAGAGCAGAGUGGUGGCCCCACGUGUCUCUCUGUUUGUGGGUGGUCUGCCCCCUGGCCAGUCCCCCCAGGAGUAUAGCAGUCUGCUGGAAGAGGCUGUGGCCAGCAAAGCUGGCCUGGUGUCCGUGAGCCACGUCUACUCCACACAAGGUGCCGUGGUGCUGGACGUGGACUGCUUUGCGGAGGCCGAGCGGCUAUACAUGCUGAUCAGGGACACGGCUGUGCACGGCCGGCCGCUGACAGCCCUGGUGCUCCCAGACGUGCUGACAAGGAGGCGGCCACUGCAGGUCAGGGUACCCCUCCGCCGGCUCCACGGGCAGAGACGGGUGGGUGAUGCCGACAUGCACUUUCUCUCUCCUGGCAGCUGCCUGCCCUGGGCUGAGCAGCACCUGAAGCUGCCCCCAGACUGCUGCCCCCUGCUGGUGUUUGUGAACCCCAGAAGCGGAGGCCUCAAGGGCCGUGACCUGCUCUGCAGUUUCCGGAAGCUGCUCAACCCCCACCAGGUCUUUGAGCUGACCAACGGGGGGCCGCUGCCCGGGUUCCACGUGUUCUCCCAGGUGCCCUGCUUCCGGGUGCUGGUGUGUGGCGGGGACGGCACCGUGGGCUGGGUGCUCGCUGCCCUGGAGGAGAUGCGGCACCGCCUGGCUUGCCCAGAGCCUGCCGUGGCCAUCCUGCCCCUGGGCACAGGGAAUGACCUUGGCCGGGUCCUCCGCUGGGGGGCGGGCUACAGUGGAGAGGACCCGUUCUCUGUGCUGGUGUCGGUGGACGAGGCAGAUGCUGUGCUCGUGGACCGCUGGACCAUCCUGCUGGAUGCUCAUGAGGCCGGCAGUGGGGAGAACAGCGUGGCAGACGCAGAGCCCCCCAAGAUCGUGCACAUGAGUAACUACUGUGGGAUUGGCAUCGACGCGGAGCUAAGCCUGGACUUCCACCAGGCACGAGAGGAAGAGCCCGGCAAGUUCACGAGCAGGUUCCACAACAAGGGCGUGUAUGUGCGGGCUGGGCUGCAGAAGAUGAGCCACUCCCGCGGCCUGCACAGGGCCCUGCGGCUGCAGGUGGACCAGCAGGAGGUGCAGCUGCCCAGCAUCGAGGGGCUCAUCUUCAUCAACAUCCCCAGCUGGGGCUCGGGGGCCGACCUGUGGGGCUCCGACAGUGACUCGAGAUUCGAGAAGCCGCGCAUGGAUGACGGGCUGCUGGAGGUGGUGGGGGUGACGGGCGUCGUGCACAUGGGUCAGGUCCAGGGUGGGCUGCGCUCCGGCAUCCGCAUUGCCCAGGGGUCCUACUUCCGUGUCACCCUCCUCAAGGCCACACCCGUGCAGGUGGAUGGCGAGCCCUGGGUCCAGGCUCCCGGGCACAUGAUCAUCUCAGCCGCAGGCCCGAAGGUCCACAUGCUCAGGAAGGCCAAGCAGAAGCCCAGGAAGGCGGGGACCCCCAAGGAUAUGCGAGCAGAUGGGGCGCCUGCCCCUGAGGGGGACUCCAAGUAGAAGCGGGUCCUGGAGCAGCGCUCGCUGGUGGAUAUACUCGCCCACAGCCCUGACCUUGGGUGUUUCCCUCUUGUCCCGUCCCUGUGCCACACAGAAACUGCUGGUGGGUAGUGGGCACUUCCCCUCUGGCCUUCGUACCAGUGAUGGGUGGGCACGGGGCUCUCUGGGGCCCAGGCCACUGUCCUGGAGGGCACAUACUCCUCCCCAGGUCCCUCUGCCCUCUCUGCCCCCUCCAGCCAGGCAGUGCUGUGCCUCACCUCAUGCCCCCUGGGCUGUCCCCCCGGGCUGUCCCCCCGGAUGCUCCUACAGGGCAGCUGGCUCUCUGGGCCCUGGGGUUGCCCAGCACAGACACGGGACACCCUGGCCACUAGCUCUUUGGCCUCACCUCUCCACUGAGGGCUGUCCUGGGGGACAUGCCUCUCCAGGCCUGGGUGGUGUCUGGCCGGCCCAGUCGGAACCUGGCUGGUGGCCCUGGAGUGACAGGGCUGGGACAGGAGGGCCCCGCAGAGGCCAGGUGGUGCCCAGGAGGUAGCAGGAGCCUGACUGGGAGCCCAGAGGAAGUGCGGAGAGCGUGCAGCGGAGCUGCUUUAAUCAGCAAGGUCAACGCGGUACGUGAUCACCGCGGCACUCGGCCUCCCAUUUGCCGAUAGUCAGCCCACGGGUGCCGUGUCCGCUGCCGGGCAGACGGGACUCGUAUGGUCUCUGUGCUUCUCCACGUGGAGACUCGGCGACACAGGAUGCAAACGUGGCUGUCUGGUGGGCCACUCGCAGAGCCCCUACCACAGAGCCCCAGAGUUCAGCCGGCCCAGAGUCCCGACUUGGCCCCCAGAAGAGCCCGACCCCAGCUGCUUGGGAGCCCCCAAAGCCCCCGAGAAGGGUCCACAAGCCCCUCUCCCGAUUGUCUGGUCUCUUUGCCUUUGGCGCUGUCUUGCCACUGGGCCCUCGCACCCUGGGUGGUGGCCUUGCCCUGACAUUCGGCCUCAACCUUGGACAUGGCCCUGCCCAGCCCUGUACCCGCCAAGCUCGUGCCAAAACUGCCCAGACACGUGCAUCGGAACAGCCGUGGGUGGUGGCCUGUCCUCGCCACAUGCCUCUAGUAGCUGGUGUGCGUCCCCCAGGUCUGCGUCCUGGGGGCGGCAUCAGCUUUUGCUUUACGGGCCCCGUUGGUCGAUUUGAACUGUCUUGUAAAAUGUGGUUCAGGUGAACGUGUCCUCUGUGCGUGCGUGAGUCUGUGCACCCGGAGGGGCUGCGUGGGCUCUGCACCCCCUCCCUCGUGUGUAACUUAUCACCUGAAGGUGACCGUAAUUUAUAUCUGGGACAAAUAUAGUCUGGGCAUCCUG